Messenger RNA from Epinephelus moara (kelp grouper), 675 nucleotides. Its product is annotated as zinc-binding protein A33-like. The transcript has a single exon. NCBI's taxonomy places the organism in Eukaryota, Metazoa, Chordata, Actinopteri, Perciformes, Serranidae. The coding region runs from base 1 to 609 and encodes 202 amino acids. Gene Ontology annotation, molecular function: protein binding. The record is from RefSeq and is a predicted model, not a curated record.
AUGCUCAGUGAACAGAUGAAGAAGCUAGUUGAAGCUGAGCUGAAGAGGGUCCAGCAGUAUGCAGUGGAUGUGACUCUUGAUCCUGAUACAGCACAUCCUAAACUCAUCCUGUCUGAUGAUGGGAAACAAGUGCAUCAUGGUGAUGUGAAGAAGAAUCUCCCAGACAACCCAAAGAGAUUUUCUUGCAGUUUUUUUGUUUUAGCAAAGCAGAGUCUCUCUUCAGGCAGAUUUUACUUUGAGGUUCAAGUUCAAGGAAAGACUAACUGGGACUUUGGAGUGGCCAGAGAGUCGAUCAACAGGAAGAAAAACAUCAGAAUGAGCCCUCAGUGUGGUUACUGGACUGUAUGUAUGAGAAAUGGAAAUGAGUACAAAGCUCUUGCUGACCCUCCAGUCCGUCUCUCUCUGAAGUCUCGUCCUCAGAAGGUGGGGGUGUUUGUGGAUUAUGAGGAGGGUCUGGUCUCCUUUUAUGACGUAGAUGCUGCAGCUCUUAUCUACUCCUUUACUGGCUGCUCCUUCACUGAGAAACUCUUCCCAUUCUUCAGUCCUGAUAAUAAUGAUGGUGGUACAAACUCUGCACCUCUGAUCAUCUCUCCUGUCAGAGUAAAAUAAUCACUUAUUUCAUGUACUGAUUUAUUUCUAUUCAAAGAAACAUUUAGUGUGAAAACUGUAGUUUAU